Molecule: messenger RNA, 387 nt
Organism: Aspergillus thermomutatus
Lineage: Eukaryota; Fungi; Ascomycota; Eurotiomycetes; Eurotiales; Aspergillaceae
Exons: 2
Coding region: 1-387 (128 amino acids)
Source: RefSeq, a predicted model, not a curated record
AUGAGCCCAAAAGUAGCAUCCUUGGCCAAAAAAGGCAAAUUCUUGGCCAAUAGAGCUACCCAGAAGGUCAAGAGAGACUUUGCUCGGUUCGGUAUUCGUGGAUGUGUCCUAGAUGUUGUGGAGCAGACCCUUCAUGACAUCCUUGCCGAAGUGCCUUCGAGCGGUCCAACUGAUCACAACACAGUCAGAAAGUACUUUGGACUCAAAGACACCCAGUCGUCUCACGAAGCCACAAAGGUUAACAAACUCUGGGAGAUCCUGACCGCACAUCUUGGUGAGGGAGAGGUCAACGAGUUCUAUGUCUCCAGGUGCCGCCUCAACGACUUGCUUGAAGAGCGGCGCGCUGGCUUUAUUGUCGGUGGCGUAGGUCGAACGGCAGCACUUUGA